Molecule: messenger RNA, 385 nt
Organism: Daphnia carinata
Lineage: Eukaryota; Metazoa; Arthropoda; Branchiopoda; Diplostraca; Daphniidae
Product: small integral membrane protein 20-like
Exons: 3
Coding region: 63-290 (75 amino acids)
Biological process (GO): mitochondrial respiratory chain complex IV assembly
Cellular component (GO): mitochondrial inner membrane
Source: RefSeq, a predicted model, not a curated record
CCACAUUUCACAAUAAACAAUCCUAAGCCGCUUACAAUCGCAUAAAAAAAAAUCUUUAAAAAAUGGUUUUGUUAAAAGGUUGGAAAUAUGCUGCAAUGGUCAGUUCAGUUAUUGGCGUAAUUGGUUUAGCGAUCUAUCCGAUAAUAGUCAGCCCUAUGAUAAAUCCAGAGCCUUACAAGAAACAGCAAUCAGUUAACAGGAGGGGAAUAAAACAAGAGGAAGUUCAACCAGGAAACAUGAAAGUAUGGUCAGAUCCUUUCGGCAGGCCAAAAGAGGCAUUUGAAAAAUAAUGCACCCCUCACGUUGUAUGUAUAGAAAAACCCUUUGUGUAUGAAACAUUAAAACACCUGAAAGUAUACAUGCAUUGAUCGUUUCCUUCCCUGAA